Molecule: messenger RNA, 642 nt
Organism: Vigna angularis (adzuki bean)
Lineage: Eukaryota; Viridiplantae; Streptophyta; Magnoliopsida; Fabales; Fabaceae
Exons: 1
Coding region: 142-486 (114 amino acids)
Source: RefSeq, a predicted model, not a curated record
AAAGAGCACAGACGUAGAAAAAUCGAACCAAACCUAAUAUAUAAAAUAUGUCCUGUAUCAUCCUACAAUAUUUAUCUCUCACCAAACGUUUUCCUUUCAUCGUCUAAAACUCAACCAUUCUUUCUCACUCAACAGUCCAACAUGUUUAGAUCCACAAGCACUCGGAAAAGCCCUUCCAGGUAUGAGAAAUUAGAUAAAGAACAUGGUGACAGUGGAACUUCAAAUGAGGAUUUUAAGAGGAGCACAAGUUUGCCUUCUCGAGCUAUGGCUUCAACCUUUGGUGAGAUGAAUCUGCAGAGAAACCCCACGAAAAAGGGCAGUAGUAAACCUAAGGAGAAGAAGAUUCACCCACUUCUCAGCCUCUUUGAUUUUCGGCGGAAGAAGACGACAACAGCUAGGCCUGAAUUUGCUAGGUAUCUUGAGUAUGUGAAGGAAGGAGGCAUGUGGGAUACCAAUUCCAAUAAACCUGUCAUCUAUUACAAAUGAUUACUCAUCUCAGGUUUCAAACUCAAGUGUAAGUUAGUGCUAUAUUUCUUUCAAAGAAUAAUUAGCGUUUGAUUAUCGUGUCAAAUCAUCAUAAGAUGUUCAUGAAACUUUCUAUUGUUUCUUGCUGAAUUUGAUGACAUAAAUAUUUAUGCUUUA